UAUCCUUUCCUUCUUUCCUUGAGUCUCCGUGAAGUAAAAAAAAAAGAAAAAAGGAAGGAGUAGAGGAAACUGCUUCCCCUGCUCUGGUUUGAUACAGUCGCCACAGUUUCCACGUGAGCUUCCGAUGCGAUCUCCUUUCGCUUAGCCGCAAUUGACUGAGAAGCUCUCUCGGUUUGUUGUUCCGGCUAUGGAUUCUGCUCGGAGUUGGUUUCAGAAGUUUCAGCCGAGAGCGAAGAAGAAGGGCACGGAAAAUGCUAGAGAUGAAAGGCCGGCGGGUUCUUUGGACGACGAGGCGCCGUCGGAUGCGACCAAGCAGAAGGUUGAGGCGGCGAAGCAGUAUAUCGAGAAUCACUACAAGGCGCAAAUGAAGUGCUUGCAGGAUAGGAAGGAGAGGCGGUGGAUGCUGGAGAGGCGGCUGGCGGAUGCCGAAGUUUCGCAGGAGGAUCAGAUGAAUGUGCUGAAGUAUUUGGAGCAGAAGGAGACGGAGUAUAUGCAUCUUCAGAGGCAUAAAAUGGGGGUUGAUGACUUUCAGCUUUUGACGAUUAUAGGAAGGGGUGCAUUUGGAGAGGUGAGAAUUUGCAGGGAGAAGUCUACUGGCCAGGUGUAUGCCAUGAAAAAGCUCAAGAAAUCGGAGAUGCUCCGAAGAGGCCAGGUGGAGCAUGUUAAAGCGGAAAGAAAUCUUCUUGCUGAGGUUGAUAGUGCUUACAUUGUCAAGCUCUAUUGCUCCUUUCAAGAUGAUGAAUUUUUGUAUCUUAUAAUGGAAUAUCUUCCGGGAGGUGACAUGAUGACAUUACUAAUGCGCAAAGAUAUCUUGACUGAAGAUGAAGCAAGGUUUUAUGUAGGAGAGACUGUCCUUGCCAUUGAGUCUAUUCACAAGCACAACUACAUUCACAGGGAUAUUAAGCCUGAUAAUUUACUGCUCGACCGCUAUGGCCACAUGAAGCUUUCAGAUUUUGGGUUGUGUAAGCCUUUAGGCACUAAUAGCUUUCCGGAUCUUAGUGAGAAUGACUCAGCAGUCGGAAGGAAUUUAAAAUCCCCUUCGCAGAGUAACCAACAUUCUAACCAGCAUUCUAACCCUCCUACACCAAAAAGAACCCAGCAGGAACAGUUAUUGCACUGGCAAAAGAACAGACGAAUGUUGGCUUAUUCAACGGUUGGGACUCCAGACUACAUUGCUCCAGAAGUACUGCUGAAGAAAGGAUAUGGAAUGGAAUGCGACUGGUGGUCUCUUGGUGCAAUCAUGUACGAGAUGCUUGUGGGCUUUCCACCUUUCUAUUCCGAAGAACCCAUGUCCACAUGUAGAAAGAUUGUAAACUGGAAAACUCAUCUGAAAUUCCCAGAGGAAGCAAAACUCUCUGCCGAGGCUAAAGAUCUCAUUUGCAAGCUCCUCUGCAAUGUUGAGCAAAGGCUUGGGACGAAAGGAGCUUGUGAAAUAAAAGCACACCCAUGGUUUAAAGGGUUACAAUGGGAUAGAUUAUAUCAGAUGGAAGCUGCCUUUCUACCAGAGGUUAACAACGAGUUGGAUACUCAAAAUUUUGAGAAGUUUGAAGAGUUGGGGCCUCAGGUAGAAACUCCAUCAAAAUCCGGUCCAUGGAGAAAGAUGCUUUCGUCCAUGGAUACAAAUUUUGUUGGUUAUACAUACAAGAAUUAUGAAAUUGUCAAUGAGCAUCAUAUGCCUGGCAUUGCUGAGUUGAAGAAAAAGACUAAUAAGCCAAAGAGACCUUCUGUUAAGGCCUUAUUCGACACACCUGAUCCUCCAGACCCCCCAACACAUGGAACUUCUCUCAACCAAAUGUCCACUCUGCCUACUGUCUCGGAAGGCUCUGAGCCAUCUAGGCAAUCUACUAGACCCCCACAAUAUCCACACAAACCUCCAAGAAGAUAGCAAGCAAAGUUAAGUUUACAAGUUGUUAUCCAGCUGAAGGAAAUUUAAAGAGAAGUUCACAAAACGGUGAAGGGAAAGAUAGGAAAUUGGUAUCUAAAUACUGUAAGUCUUAGUUUUAAAUGCGUUCAUUUGUAAUCCUCUAGUGUAUUACAGUAGUGAUGUUCAUUCACCAUAUAAUCACCUAGAUUAGUCAAAAAGAGGCCGAGCUUCAUAUUUUAGGGUCUGAUCAAUGAUUUAGAUGAUUUAUUCAUAGGUUCGUAGGUGAUAUAGUAAAUUCCAUCAAAAUUCUUGUCAACUUCCAAACUUGUAGUGAGCUUUGCCUCGAUGUUCUGUUCAUAUAGAGAUUUAGUGAUGAAGUGAGUGAAGUGCUACGUACUUUUUUCUCCCUACCGAAGGAGGCAUGUAAAUUCUUUUAAUUAUUUCAUUAUAAUUGUUAUUAUAAGCUGUGUGCAAACAGGAGCAUUUCAUGUAUGGAGGCUACGAUCAUAUAUGGCUUGUAGAGCCACUUCUUUUCACUUGUUGUAAAGAGUUUUCAUCAUUGGAGAUGAGUUGUGGAAAUCCAUGUUUAGGAUCCAAAUGUAGAAUUUGAAAAA
This is a messenger RNA of Rosa chinensis, 2478 nucleotides long. RefSeq names its product serine/threonine-protein kinase tricornered. Gene Ontology annotation, biological process: intracellular signal transduction; peptidyl-serine phosphorylation. Bases 188 to 1885 code for a protein of 565 amino acids. The record is from RefSeq and is a predicted model, not a curated record. Lineage: Eukaryota; Viridiplantae; Streptophyta; Magnoliopsida; Rosales; Rosaceae. The transcript is spliced from 14 exons. Gene Ontology annotation, molecular function: ATP binding; protein serine/threonine kinase activity.